AUGACUGAUCAGCAGCAGCUUUCCACAAUGCAAAAUACUGAAGAAGAGUUUCAGGAUUCGAUGUUUGAUACGAACACCUCAUCGAAGUCACAUCAAUCUGUAAAGGAAAUAGAGGAAUCAAAGAGACAAAAUUUACUUGAUCAAUACAAUAUGAACGCAAUGAAUCAAGUUAUAAAUUCCAGUGAAUCCAGACCGGUAAAUGUGAUCGAUUUGAAUGUUCUAGGUGCAAAUGGUAAAUUCAGGGAAUCUUUUAUAAAUAAGCAGCUACAACCGAUAAUAUACCACAUGAAUGACCAUGGUAGAAAUAUGACGCUAAGCAAACUAUUGAAGAAUAUUGACCAAGUGCACUAUAAUCUGAUGAAGUCAGAUGUGAUCACAAAUUUGGGUUGUCAGCUAUCUAUUCCAGAGCAACAACCAUUUAAUAUCUUCAACCCAGAUUUAUUGAAUGUUAUAGUGAACCUUCAGGUAGUUCCCGUCAAGAAAUUCUUUAUGAAAAUUGGAACCAAUGUUGGAAAUGGUGAAGGAGAUGGUUACGUCAAAUUACAGUGGAAAAAUAUAUUUGGUGGUGGGGAAUCGUUGGAUUUAGACACAAAUAUUGCUUCAAAUGAGCUAAAGAUGAAAUCGAGCAAAUCAGAAUACCUGGUUAACUACUCGAGUCCCAUAUUAAAUUCAGCCAACUAUAAAUUCAAUUCAAUUCUGUACCACUCUUCAAGGAAUAUAGAUUUCACCUCUUAUCAUGCCCAAACAAUUGAAGGUUUAACUUUAAAAGUUGGAACUAAUUAUUUGCCAGUUGAAAAUAAAAUUAACCAUGAGCUCUCAUUUGAAAACUUAAUACGAUCCAUCGAUAUUAAAAGAUCAACAACUCCAUCAUAUAGAAAUAACACAUUGCCAACAGAUUACUUUCUUUUCAAUGCAGGUAGUAAUUUCAAAUCUUCUUUAACAUAUAGUUUGGAAAAAGACACCAGGGAUUCUAAGUACAUUUUUGAGAAGGGAUAUUACCUCAGAUUAGCGAAUGAAUUGUCAUUACUUUCAAACAACAAGUUUAUCAAAACUAGUUUUGAUUAUUCGAAAGGUUACAGGAUUAGCAAGGAUUUAUUGUUCAAUUUCAACUUUAAGACUGGGUUGAUAAAUGCUUUAAGUGAAGAUUUGAUUCACCCUAUGGACAAGUUCCAGUUAGGGGGUUCAAAUGAUAUGAAAGGUUGGCUAGUUUCUGGAAUGGGACCAAAACAAAUGAAUAUGAGUGUAGGUGGCAAUUAUUUCCAUGCUAUUGGUUUUAAUGUGUUUGCGAACAUACCACAUUACACGGAUUCAAACUUUAAGCUGCAUUGGUUCACCAACGUGGGAAAACUUACCAAUUACAGCAAACUCGAUUCAAAUAUUUUGAAGAAAAACUGUGUAAGCACAGGUGUUGGUUUAUCAUACAGCCAUCCGAUGGCAGCAUUUGAACUAAACUGGGUUGUUCCAAUCUCUGCAAAUUCUAAUGACCAUUUAAGAAAAGGAUUACAAUGGGGUAUUGGCAUUUCCUUUUUGUGA
This is a messenger RNA of Pichia kudriavzevii, 1533 nucleotides long. RefSeq lists its product as uncharacterized. Gene Ontology annotation, biological process: protein insertion into mitochondrial outer membrane. Gene Ontology annotation, cellular component: SAM complex; outer membrane. The record is from RefSeq and is a predicted model, not a curated record. NCBI's taxonomy places the organism in Eukaryota, Fungi, Ascomycota, Pichiomycetes, Pichiales, Pichiaceae. The coding region runs from base 1 to 1533 and encodes 510 amino acids. The transcript has a single exon.